Molecule: messenger RNA, 4612 nt
Organism: Sorex araneus (European shrew)
Lineage: Eukaryota; Metazoa; Chordata; Mammalia; Eulipotyphla; Soricidae
Gene: PKIA
Product: cAMP-dependent protein kinase inhibitor alpha
Exons: 5
Coding region: 402-632 (76 amino acids)
Biological process (GO): negative regulation of cAMP-dependent protein kinase activity
Cellular component (GO): cytoplasm; nucleus
Molecular function (GO): cAMP-dependent protein kinase inhibitor activity
Source: RefSeq, a predicted model, not a curated record
GGGGCGGGGGAUGACUUCAUGCAGCCGGAGCGCGGCGGCUGGAGCGGCAGCUGCAGCCGGCAGGUGGGCUGGGGGUGUCCCCGGAGCUGCCCGCGAGCACUGUCCGAGCCCCGGCACCGUAGCCCAGGGCUGCAGCGCGGGAAGCUGCCCCAAUCCGACAGGGAGCAGUUCAUCACUUUAAUUGACUCAGUCCAGCAGAACCAAGCAUCGUGUUCUGUCUUUCACUGGCUGUUUCUUUGAAGUUUCUGCAUUUCUGAAAAGUCCCGAUUUUUUCAAGGAACAACUUUUCGCAGUAGAUUGAUUGAAGUUCUGAAUUAAAAAAAAAGAGGAUCCAGCAUAGCCAAUGAAUUAAGGACAAGAAGGUUUCCAAUCAGCCCCUGCUAUGUGGAUAUUUGUUAGCAAUGACUGAUGUGGAAACUACAUAUGCAGAUUUUAUUGCUUCAGGAAGAACAGGUAGAAGAAAUGCAAUACAUGAUAUCCUGGUUUCCUCAGCAAGUGGCAACAGCAAUGAAUUAGCAUUGAAAUUAGCAGGUCUUGAUAUCAACAAGACAGAAGGUGAAGAAGAUGCACAGAGAAAUUCAAAAGAACAAAGCGGGGAAACCCAGGGAGAAGCAGCAAAAUCCGAAAGCUAACACUUCCCGUUGCCCUGUAGCAGCACCUGACAAUGUCUGACGUCUCCACACCGGGCGGGAAGGCAUUUGUUUCCAAGAGGGAAAAGAGGAGAAAGAAAAUGGCUGUACUGCAUCGCAGGAACCUGCUCAUGAUCGUGUUAAAAAUGGGGGCAGAGGCGGUGGCUGCAGACAGAUUUUUCUCUACCUCUGUCAUUAGCAAUGGUUGAAAUCAUGUGGCUUGUGUUCGGAUGCCAUGUUUGUCCGGUUCCUUUCACUUGACCACAUGAUGAGAAGCUUAUAGAGAGUAGCAUCGACCUAGGUGAUGAUUCUUCCUGUAGCAUCUGGCCCCUCAUAAUGUCAGAGGAUUUAAUUGUGUCUACUUGCAAAGGGUUGGUUGAACCGCAGAGUUUAACUCUCUGGCCUAAGUAUUCACCCAGUAAAAAGAACAUCCCGAAAGCACUGUCUUCAGCAUUACGUAUCCGUGUGUUCUUGCUGUGUUAUUUACACUGUUUUUGUAUUGUACAAUAUAGACUCAGCACUGCCCCCUACGAUUGCUUAUGAGAAACAAAAAUUAUGUACAUUACUGUGAAUUUUUAUACCACUCAUUUUUAAAAGGGCUGUAUUUUUUCCUUCUUCAUAGUGUGGUGGUGUACACAGGAUAGAAUGCACUUUUUGAAAAAAAAAUUUGAUAAAAAUUUGAUCUUUCCCCAGGAUCACUGUAUCUUGAUGAGUUAAGUCCAAGGGGUUUACCAAUACUCUUGCAUUAGUUUAAGAUAUCCAUUAAUGUGAAUAUUAUCUAAAUUCUACAGGUUUCACCUGGGGUCUCUGCACAGAUCAGAGAAUUCAGUCUGCAAACAACUUAUCCCUAAGUGGACAACUUUCACAACUAAUGUUUUUAUUAGGCAGUAGGGAAGAUGCUAAAUGGAGUUAAAAUAAUACCAAUGACUAGUAAUAUGCUCUUAUGGAAUCACAUUUUCCAAAAAGUUGUAUGUCACUACUUAAAUUAGGAGAAUAAUUAUCUCCACAAAACUUCAAAAUGUGGACAAAAUGUUCUUUCUGUAAUCAUGUGGACACCAAUCACAAAAGCUAAGCCCUUGUGUUAUGUUUUUCAUAUCUUUUUCAGUCCUAUCAGAUCCAAAUGUUAUUACACACUUUUUAAUGUUUGUAAACUUUUACUAAUUGUUGUGAAUUGCAUUCUGAUACAACAAUCAUAAUUAGAAGCUAACAGAUUCCUUAUUAAUACUGUUGAUCACCUCUGCUGUGUUUUGACAUCAUGGUUCUUAUAUGGAAAGUUUCUGUGAGUUGUGUAAUCUCCCUGGUCAGUAUUAUGAAAUCAUUUAUCAGUGGUAAUAAAUAAAGAUCCAGUAAUAUGCCAGUGGCUCAUUAAUUACUGGAAAAAUAGGAGGCAACAGGAAGACCUUUUACAAUAAAGAUUCUACUAAACUGUCCUUGAGUCUUAGAUACAGUCCAAUGUUAAGUAGCUCGAAACAUAUCUGGAUUAUUCUACCCACAUGGACACACAAAAACUUACCCCUUUUUGUAGUUUCAUGUAGAAAAAAGGUAAGUCUGCCCUGACUUUCUGUAAGUAUUUUUUCUAAUGACUAGAAUAAGGACAUGGGCAUUAUUGAGUCUUUCAUCAAACAUUACUGAAGAAAAUGUUCAGUGAGUCUUUCAGAGUCUAACAGAGACUCUCAAAUCAUAGAAAAAGGAAAGAUUAAACUUUAGCCACAUCAUUCUACUUAAACUCUUAGAUUUGAAAUGCCAAGUUAAUAUUCAAACAAAUCUACCCAUGAGUAGGGAAAUUUUUUUUCAUACCAGUGGGGUAAAAAAAAAUGUUCCUAAAGAUAUUUUAGACAAUCUUUGAUAGUUUUUUAUAUAUAUUCAUGCCAGGGGACCAGAGAAGUAGUACAGUGGGUAGGCCACAAAGGCAUGUGACUGACCCAAGUUCAAUCCCUGACAUCCCAUAUGGUCCCCCAAGCCCACCAGGACUGAUUCCUAAGUGCAGAGCCAGGAGUAACCCCCGAGCAUUGCUGGGUGCGGCCUCCAAACAAAAAAAUUUUAAAAAUUAAAAGUAAAGUACCCAAUAUAUAAAAUUAUGUUUUCAAUACACUCAUUUACAAUUCUGAAAAUUUUCUUAUAAAUCUGAAGUUCUCUUCAUCCUUAAAGUUAUGAAAUUCAAAACUAAUUUAAUAUGGUAUUGUGAAAAGUAGGAUUAGUGUUGAGUAAAUAUGAAGGGUGUAUAUUCUUCUGUGAGAUACUAUUAUUAAUGCAUGUGGUGUCAUGCUUGUCUUUGAAUAUUUAAUAGUACAAAACUGUGAAGUCAUAUGGAGCUUUUGAAUUCUUUUGGCCUCUUACUGCUACUUCGUCUGCUGUAUUCAAACCCAGAGUCAUUCCUUAACUAGAAGAUUAAAAAUCUACUUUCCAAAAUGCCCACAUCCCACAAAUAUUGCUUAGCAAAAGUUCACAAUCUCUUUAAAAUCUUUAAUUACUUGCUAAUCUAUAAAAUACAUGAAAUUAUAAGGCUUUAUAAGGAUAGAAAGAAAGGGUAGAACACGAAGGAAUUGGUUUGAUAAUAUGCAUUUAAUGCUUAUUAACCAAUCAAAUUUAUGCUAAUCUCUUUGCAGCAUAUUCUCUCAUUUAUUCCUCAAAUAGUUUGCUUACAGGGCUCAAGCAGCGAUACCUCCUUGGACUGUAACACUGAACCACAUGGCCCAGUUGGCUGAGUAUAGACUUUGGACCUCAAGAUUCUGGUACUUUGGGAAUUUCCCUGCCCCUCCCACUUGUACACACACACACACACACACACACACACACACACACACACAGCUGUAUGCUAGCCUAUUUCACAGAAUAGGAAAUUAAAGCUCAAUAAAAUAUAAUUUUUCCAUGUGUUAAAACCUAAUACAUAAUGAAAUUAAGAUUUGAAUUAUGUCUGUCUCUAAAGAGUGUUCCAUGGCACAUGUCAUAAAACUAAAGCAUGUUUCUCUGUUAAAGGAACUUUCAGAAAUGGAUGGGUUGACCUCCUUAUGUUAUAGAAGAAAGAUUUGCUUUCACAAGGUCACCUAAUGACAUAGAUGUGAGUAGCUCUUAGAAAGAGUACUUUAUAGGAAGAAAGAAAGAAAGAAAGAAAGAAAGAAAGAAAGAAAGAAAGAAAGAAAGAAAGAAAGAAAGAAAGAAAGAAAGAAAGAAAGAAAGAAAGAAAGAAAGAAAGAAGGAAAGAAGGAAAGAAGGAAAGAAAGAAAGAGAAAGAGAGAGAGGGAGGGAGGGAGGGAGAGAGGGAGGAAGGAAGGAAGGAAGGAAGGAAGGAAGGAAGGAAGGAAGGAAGGAAGGAAGGAAGGAAGGAAGGAAGGAAGGAAGGAAGGAAGGAAGGAAGGAAGGAAGGAAGGAAAUUCAAUUUGAACUUAUUCUUUGUGUUACACUUUCCAAAAGAAUUUUUCUAGCAUGCAGUCAGUAAACGUAGCAUGGUUCAGAUUUUUCACUUUCUAUGCUACUCAUUUGAUAGUUAGCAAUGUAACAAUUUCGGGUUUUCAACAAGCAUGAGCUUGUUCACUUUACCUUUUGUCAACUAAAUGUAGUUUGCCAACCUACUGCGAUAAAAAAAAUUCAUGGUACUGUUUUUUAAUAGGUGUCUUCAGAUUUUAGGCCUCUGCUCCAGUGCUGUAAAUGUCCUGUCCUUGAAUCUUGCUCAGAUACAGUGGAGAUGCGCAAUGUUAGAAGAUGAAUAAAACUCUUUGUCUUUGGAACAGAAACAGGGGGUUUAAAUUGUAAUUUUCAAGCAGCAUAGCUUCUGAGCGAAAGCUGUAGUAAUAGAGAGGAAAUGUAUAGAAAUCAAGUGAAAACAGGAAAGGGGUCUGUGAUUAACAAUGUCCUCCUAGGCCCGCCAAUGUUCUUUGAGAGUGGCAGUCUCUGAAGUCAUUUGUGAGCUUGUAUGACUUUUGUACCUAGCGGUGUUGCAUGCUCACAUAAUUGAUAUUAAAAUUAAUACAUUUUUUGGAAAUAUA